AAUAAUCCCAAUCAGAUGGACUUAAAUCGGGACCAGUGCAUUUCGGGUGCGGCGAUAGCAUGUUGAAGGCCCAACUGAAGGAGGACGCUGUUCUGGGACGCUGUUUGGCCACUGCGUCGUCCGUGGAGCGUGGUGACCUGGUGCUGGAGGAGUUGCCCUUUGCCCGCGGACCAAAGCGGGACAGUGGGAUCGCCUGCCUUGGAUGUUAUCAGUUUUUGCAAUUCGGCGAGGACGGUGAUUCGCUGGAUCGCUGCGAACUCUGUGAUUGGCCGCUAUGCGGAUCGUGUGCCGACGACGAUGACGCCACUGAUCACCGCGGAGAGUGCCAGGUCUUCUCCGCCGCACGUGUCACUUUCGCUGGGAAUGUGAGCGAUGAUGGCGUCUGCACGCAGUUGGAUUGCAUAACACCAUUGAGGGUGCUGCUGGCCAAGGAGGCCAAUCCUGAGCGUUGGGAUAGCGAGGUUGCACCAAUGGAGCAUCACGAGGAGGAGCGGAAGAAGGACUCUGAUGUGUGGCAUGCAGAUCGCGUUAACAUUGCUCAGUAUUUGCGGGGUCCCUGCAAACUGGCCUCCCGGUUCAGUGAGGAGCUGAUCAUGCAAGUAGUGGGUGUGCUGGAAGUGAAUGCUUUUGAAGCAAGGAGCUCCAAGGGUUAUCCCUUGAGGUGUCUCUUUCCCUACACUGGAAUUCUGGCCCACAACUGCGUCCCGAACACAUCUAGGAGCAUCUAUCCCAGCGAGGGAUACAAAAUCCGCCUCCGUGCCAUGGUCGACUUGGAGGAGGGCCAGCCACUGCAUCACAGCUACACGUACACCCUGGAUGGCACUGACCAGAGACAGAAGCAUUUGAAGCAGGGCAAGUUCUUUAGCUGCAAAUGUGAUCGCUGCUUGGAUCCCACCGAAUUGGGGACGCACUUUUCCAGUUUGAAGUGUGGUCAGUGCGCAGAGGGAUACCAAGUACCCACGCAACCAACAGAAUCAGACACCAGUUGGAACUGUGGUAGCUGUGGAUCCCUCACUAGUAACACGGAGGCGCUGGCAAUGCUGAAAACGCUUCAUUCCGAGGUAAAUUCUGUGCAAGCACUGGAAAUGGGAGCCAAAAGGUUGGAAGAGGUCGAACGAUUGCUGCGCAAGUACAAAUCCCUGCUUCAUCCGCUGCACUUCAUCGCCACGGGACUAAGGCAGCUGCUCAUCGAAAUGUACGGGCGGGUGCAGGGCUACGAGAUGGUCCAGCUACCAGAUCACCAACUUCAGCGGAAAGCAGAGCUCUGCCGGCAGGUGUUACGAGUUCUGAACACCUUUGAACCAGGCCUGAGUCGAACCCGAGCGAUGAAUCUGUACGAACUGCACGUUCCACUGGUACUUCUAGCCAAAAGUGGCUUUAUUGCUGGAAAACUGAGCGGUGGAGAAUUGCGUGCACGCCUGGUGGAUGCCAUAGAUUUGCUGAAGGAGUGCGUGGAGAUCCUGGAAUUCGAGGACAAGAGCUCCCAGGAGGGGGUCCUCUGCCAAGUGGCUACGCAGGCACUAAAACAACUAACUCUUAGCGUCGAGGGCCUAGGAAGCGAACUCGAUUGAUUACUUAUGCAUAUCGGAUAGCUUUAUUGGAAACUAUUCAAGGGUCACAAACUGCGGAUAAUGGUGUUACAUUCAAAUUCUUGUUAGUGCUGCUCGAAGGUCGUAAAUGUCAAAAGAACAAUAAACUACAACUAAGACGUGAUUACAAAUA
This is a messenger RNA of Drosophila eugracilis, 1722 nucleotides long. It is a transcript of the gene SmydA-3, whose product is annotated as SET domain-containing protein SmydA-8. Bases 60 to 1571 code for a protein of 503 amino acids. The transcript has 4 exons. The record is from RefSeq and is a predicted model, not a curated record. Lineage: Eukaryota; Metazoa; Arthropoda; Insecta; Diptera; Drosophilidae.